GUGUUUCAAAAGGUGAACAUGAUGGUUAUAUAUAAUUAAUUGUAUGACAAGGGUAUCUGAACCACCAAUUCGAUGUGAAUUUGAACAGUCUUUUGUAUGAUCAAUGGAGUGUCUUUAACGCAAAUCACCAUGACAUUCUGCUGGAGAAUACAGAUGAAAUAUUAGGAGAUAGACAGUCCUGAAGUCAUUCCAUGUUAUACAUAACAACUACACAAUGUGUUUCGGACAAUAACAUGGAAUUUACUAAUUGAGAGAAAAAAUAUCAGAAUGGCUUGGCACAAACAAAAACAGUACGACCCUACAGAUGCAUUCAUUCAGAAUGAACGGCACCAAAAAGUUCUCGACCUGAAAUUACAGAAAAUUGACAAGCUUUGGUACAACCAACUUAGAUUACUUUCACGUGAUCGCCUUCAAUUAACCUCGGAUUUAUUGCGCUUGGAAGAUGAAAAAGGUCAACUAGAAUAUUACGAUGAAAACAUGGAAGUUCACAAACUGAAGAAAUACACAGAUGGGUGCAUGCUACACAUGAAACAGCUGAAAAGAGAACUAACUCAUGACAAUUUCAAUUUUGAAACCACAGGUGCUAUUCAUAUGAAAAGAACUAUACAAUCCAUGAAUUUACCGAGACUAGAUGGUGGCUGUAUUGUAACUCAGUCAAAUAGACAUAAUAAAAAACCAAAGAAACCUGAAAAAAGUCAGUUGAGAAAAAGGCGAAAGUCGAAUUUGAUGAAAUCAAAGAUAUUCAGCAUAUCAGAUUCUAAUCUAGACAAAGUAUCAAAAUACAAACAAGAAAAUAAUGAAAGUGACGUUUCCAAAUCGGAACUGACACGUGUAACUGAACCGAAAUUAGAUACUGAAGCAACACAAAAAACUACUUUUCCGAACAUAUCGAGUAAACUUAAAGUGAGCAGAACGAAUGAACAGCACAGGUACUUAAAAGAAAGAAUGGCCACAGCUCUUGUACUUCCAACCGUGACAGAAGUGCCUCCGCGACAAAGGAAAUUAAGCAUAUGAAAUGACAGUUUUUGCACAUAAAUAUUAUACCGAAUGUAUACCCAAAAUAACUUACCUGACACAGGCAAAAUUCUUUUUAUCUGGUUGUAAUUCAAUAGACAUAAAUGAUGGUUUGUCAUCUCAAUUCACAGCCACUGAGUAAAUUCAAUGAAAGGAGUAUGGACUUGGAAACAGUUCAAACAAUAGUUGCCUUCGAUACACCCUAUUCUGACCGCUCUAUGCUUACCCGCAAACCUUAACGGAAAAUUAUAUAACGCGUUAGUUUAAUCAGUGAACCCAAGACCAGUGAGCAAACAUACACGUAAUUUAGCAGGGAUAAGAUUAACCAGACAGAGUUAUCAUUAACGGCUUCAAUGGGUUUAGAUAGGACAACUUGCUACAACAACAUGCCAAAGUUGACAAAAAGAAACAUGCUUCCUCCUAACUUUCGCCUUUGAGAGAGCCAAGCUACAACAUUGUAAAGUGAUAUUUAUUUAAUAUUUUUGUAGAAUGUUCUGUUAAAUAUAGCGGCGGACUACAGUGCUUACUCUGUAUUGAACUCACGAACAGACUUGAUUAUUUUGCUUGGUUGCGUGUUAUGUUGUAGGGUGUUGCAAAUUUCUUAACGUUUCAAGAACAGACACAAUACUUGGUUGCGUUCUAUGGGAUCUUCUUAUAGAUUUUAUUUAUCAUAAAAGGGCAUGUUGUCUAUGAAAAGAGAUUAUUUUUCCAGACUUUUGGAGGGCACUAUAUGUUACAGAAUUAUAACAAGUCCAUUUCCUGAUAUACAGUAAUACAAAAGUAUUGGAACGCACCUGUACACUAUCUUCUAAUGUAUCACUUGUUUUGUGUUUUCUUUGAAAAUGUCUUAAGGAUUACAAAAAGGUAUAUUUUAUAUCUGUCCAACUCUUAGAACUGUUUGCUAUGAAUGACAUAUGAAAAUUGCAAGUCGCACAGUGUUUUUACAAUUAUAUUCAGUAAUAACCCGUCCUAUUUUCUUAAAGUUACAAAAUACAGAUAAUGAGCAAUGCAACUUAUGAGAAAAAAAAACUGUAGAAUGAUACCGACUUUUCAGUCGAGUAUGGUUAAGUAUCAAGAAAGAAAUAUUCUUUAUAGAUAUGACACUACAGCGCCGGUAUCGUUUUCUUUUACCAUUUUCCUCAUGUUUCUUCCAAAAUAUGUAACGAUUUUUGCUCGUUUGUAAAUUCUAUUCAUUCGCAUGCAUUCUUGAAAUAUGAUGAUGGUGUAUUUGAUUUACAUUGAAAUUUUGGUAUGCAAAAUUAAUGUACAGUAUACUAUUAACAACAUAUUUUCUGAAAGUAUGCUGGUCUCCAAAAAGUAUGUUGUGCAGUUUUUAAAGGUGGUAAAUUUUCGUUAAAACAUUCGUUAAUUAAGUGCAUGAUUAUAUUCUGACACUGCUCCAAUUUGAUCAGCUUUAGACGGCUGUUUUCGUAUUUGCAUUUCAGUAUCAUAUUAAAGGUGCUGUGUACCCAUUGUAAAAAUACAUUAUGUAUAGAAGAAAGAAUAAAAUAUAAUAAAAUC
Molecule: messenger RNA, 2535 nt
Organism: Mercenaria mercenaria
Lineage: Eukaryota; Metazoa; Mollusca; Bivalvia; Venerida; Veneridae
Exons: 2
Coding region: 268-1014 (248 amino acids)
Source: RefSeq, a predicted model, not a curated record